CCUCGCCCUAGGCUUUUGCUUGUCGCCCCAAGAUGGCGGACACAAUGAGCAGGCGUCGCUCCUGUUGGCCCUGAGGCGACUGUGAGGAGAAUCGGUCGGCAAGGCCUAACAGUCAGGCACAAGAACGUUGCACAAGCUGUAGAAGGGAGAGAAGCAGGCGGCUCGAUUGUCGGUCACCUUCCAGCUCGUCGCCGGCGCGGCGCCCGCCCCGCCCGGGUCGGCCCCUCGGCAGCCCGCCCGUUCGCCCGCCCGCUUGCCGCGGGGCCCCGCCCCAGCCCUGCUCCGCCGCCGCUGCUUCCAGCCGCUGCCGCCAUGAAGCUGACCGACAGCGUGCUGCGGAGCUUCCGCGUGGCCAAGGUGUUCCGCGAGAACUCGGACAAGAUUAACUGCUUCGACUUCAGCCCGAACGGCGAGACGGUCAUCUCGAGCAGCGACGACGACUCCAUCGUGCUCUAUGAUUGCCAGGAGGGCAAACCAAAGAGAACCCUGUACAGUAAGAAAUAUGGCGUGGACCUCAUCAGAUACACUCAUGCAGCAAACACAGUUGUUUACAGCUCUAACAAAAUAGACGAUACUAUUCGUUACCUGUCCUUGCAUGACAACAAAUACAUCAGAUAUUUUCCUGGACAUAGCAAAAGGGUGGUGGCCUUGUCCAUGUCACCUGUGGAUGACACUUUCAUUUCUGGGUCCCUUGAUAAGACGAUUCGACUCUGGGAUCUCCGGUCUCCUAAUUGCCAGGGCCUCAUGCAUCUACAGGGCAAGCCAGUUUGUUCUUUUGAUCCAGAAGGGUUAAUUUUUGCUGCAGGUGUCAAUUCUGAAAUGGUCAAACUUUAUGAUCUUCGCUCUUUUGAUAAGGGGCCGUUUGCGACCUUUAAGAUGCAGUAUGAUCGGACUUGUGAGUGGACAGGACUUAAGUUCAGCAAUGAUGGCAAACUCAUCCUCAUCUCCACCAACGGCAGCUUUAUCCGGCUCAUUGAUGCAUUUAAAGGAGUGGUGAUGCACACGUUUGGGGGUUAUGCCAAUAGCAAAGCUGUCACACUGGAGGCCUCAUUUACUCCAGACUCCCAGUUUAUUAUGAUUGGUUCAGAGGAUGGCAAGAUCCAUGUCUGGAAUGGAGAGAGCGGUAUAAAAGUAGCUGUGUUGGAUGGCAAACACACAGGCCCCAUUACCUGUUUGCAGUUCAACCCCAAGUUCAUGACCUUUGCCAGUGCGUGUUCCAACAUGGCCUUCUGGUUGCCCACCAUUGAUGACUGACCCGGAUGCUACUUGGCUGUUUCUGUACAGUGAGGGUGGCCAGCAGGAAAGAACUCAGAGGGGACUGAGAUGGCAGUGGGAUUGGAUCAUUUGAUUGGGCUGGAGAGCAGCCUUCCACAUGGCCCUCCCAAGGAUGUGCUGUACAUCUGCUCAAAAGAAAAAAAUUACUUUGCUGAGCUUCUUCAAAAGGACUCUUGGUGCAGCAGAUUCAAUUGGGACUCAGAUUUUCCAGCUGUCACUGCACUGAGCUCCUCCAGAGGAGUGACCGGACUCAUGAUUAGGUAUAGUGGGGCCCUUCAGACGCCUUCAGUUUUGAAUGUAUUUGCUGCUGAGGAGCCGGUGAAGUUGUCAAUUCUGCACAUCCCUUCUCCCAACCCCACAAAUGCAUGGGAAGCCACAGUUCUGGUUUUGAGAUGCUAGGGCAGCUCAGUGUCCCUUGCCCUCACCCUGCAUGUCUUAUUACUGGGUCUCCCUGUGUCAUUGUGGUAUAAUCCACAACCAUCAUGUUAAUUAGGUGCCAAACAUUUACAAAAAUAUGUCUUCAUAUAUCUUGGGGUCAGAAAGGGACAGAUACAGAAUGACCUUGCUUGUCAGGAAGCCUUGCAAAGUUAGUUGUUUGAGGCCCUAGGUGCUGGGUGGGAAAAGGUCCAAGAGCCUGAAAGGAAGAGAGGUAGCAGGUGAGUUCCUAGGGCUAGAUUUGGCAGCAGCCUGGUGUGGUCCCUAGUCAUCAAGACAAACCCUUCGUCCUCCUGGGUGCUUACCCAGCUUGGUUGUGUACAAAAGCAAAGUGGGAGUCUAUUUUUGUACAUGAGAUACAUCACACUUUCCUGUGGGCCAGUAUUGUGGAGUAAGUCUGAGUUGUUUACACUGAUGCCUUCCCUGCCCACCACAAAUUAUGUACAUAGUCUCAUAAUACCACCCCUUCCCCAGCUCCCAGCCAUGAGCUGGCUGUAGGCCUGUGUUAUAUGUUAUAUUUAGCCUUUUUAUAUAUGAACUGGGAUUUCUGUUGUUUGUAUUUUAGCACAGUGUGUAUACCUUCAUUUAAAUAUAUCUGUGUGUGCAUACAUACAUAUGUAUAUGUAUAUGUAUGUAUGCAUAUAUAUAAAAUACCUGUUGUUUCUCAGAGUUCAGCCGAAGGACACGGAGUCCCACAGCCUGGGGGAAAGACUGCAUCCUUGCUAAUAGUGUUUGCCACAAGUGUUAGUGAGUCUUCCCUAUUCCAUUUUUCCCUUCAGAAGAUUGAAUGAAGCAAAGCUUCACGUGUUUGUUGUUCCCAUGGCAGCUAAGUGAGGGUCUUGGGAUGACUCCCUUGUGUUCCUCAAGCGCACUUUGGGGCCCUCUGCAGUAUUAGCCCCCCUUUUUGCCUGGUGAUGGCUCUGUCUGCGCCUAUAUAUGUGUGACAGUCACUUUUGCAUGCCUUUUGUGUCUGGCUUGCAGUAUUUGGGGACAGGAUGCUGAAAACAGGGCAUUUUCAGUUUGUCUGAGGCUUCUUUACCAAUUACAGGUCACUCCUGUUUACCUGGUAUGUCUGCCUUCUUGUUUCUUUUCCUUGCCUUCUCUUGGGAGAGGGAGGGGUCCUGAUCAGGGUUGAGAUGAGCUGCUGCUGGCUCAUGGCCUCUUCCUCCCCUGCAUGGCCUUCUUAGAGCAGGAUGAAUGGCAUGCUAUUUCACUGAAUUCCCAAACAUUUUAGCAGGUAACAUUCUCUGCAGAUCCAGUAACUGACUCAAGGUUAUGACUUGCUCAAGAGUACGUAGCUGCUGGGGGGUAAGCAAGCCAUUAUUGCCGCUGUUCAGCAGCAGUAAUAGGCUGUGAAUUGCUAGCAGUUACUGUUUUGUUUCCGUUGUUUUUAGCAAUUAUUUUUUGACUUGUUCCUCAAACUUGAAGGAUAAGGGGCACGGAUCUCUUCCAAACGUUGACUAGAAUCUGCAGCUUCUGCAGUGCCACCCACUGUAUAGCUUUGCCAUGUCAGAGUGGAGGGACUUAGAAGCCAAAUGAUCUGAACUGUUACUGCCCACUCCUGGCUUUCCAGGGUAGAAAAUUUAUGGGCGGAAUAACUUCAGAGAGUGCUCAGAACUAGGUUAACAAGAGGCUGCAUAAUUAACACAUCUCUAACCAGAGCAGCCACCAAGCAUGACUUGCCUGUCCGCAGGAAAAUAACUUGUAUUGAGCUGUGUGUCCAAAGCUGAGGUACCAUGUUCUUUGAAAAUAUGCACUGCAUGGCCUCUAUUUUUGGGGACCUAUGGCUGCAGAGCUGGCUCCUGAGGUGGGAAGGAAAGCGAAAAGAUGCAGCUGGAAGUGACUGGAGAAGAUGUGGUGGUGGGAAUCAGACAGAAUAAAGGGAAAAAGGAGGCUGUGGGCCAGAGAGGCUGAGGGCUGGGGCUGCGAGCAUGCUCACAGUGGAAACAGGUGCUUGCUCAUGGGGGAGGGGCUGCUCACCAUGCUCUCAAGAGUCAGGGCCAAAGCCACCAAUUUGUAGGACAGUAACACUGCACCACUCAACCACCAGCCAAUGGGGUAUUUUUUUUAGAAAAAACUUCCCUGUUGAAAUUUAAAUUUAAUUAAGGAAAAUCUGGUAAUUUUUAAAAGACUCAGUUUGCCACCCAAAUGCUACCACUGUUAAUCUUUUGGUGUUAAAUGUUCCUCUAGACAUUUCUGUGUGUAGAUUUUUGGUGUUUACAUAGUUGUUAUUCUACUGUAUAUACAAUUUUAUGUCCCUUUUGUACUUAACAUAUAAACAUUUUUUCCAUGUUA
Hipposideros armiger (great roundleaf bat) is the source of this 4005-nucleotide messenger RNA. It is a transcript of the gene WDR82, whose product is annotated as WD repeat domain 82. The transcript has 9 exons. The record is from RefSeq and is a predicted model, not a curated record. Lineage: Eukaryota; Metazoa; Chordata; Mammalia; Chiroptera; Hipposideridae. Gene Ontology annotation, molecular function: chromatin binding; protein binding. Bases 313 to 1254 code for a protein of 313 amino acids. Gene Ontology annotation, cellular component: Set1C/COMPASS complex.